Pogona vitticeps (central bearded dragon) is the source of this 1780-nucleotide messenger RNA. It is a transcript of the gene IFT52, whose product is annotated as intraflagellar transport 52. Gene Ontology annotation, cellular component: centriole; intraciliary transport particle B; cilium. The record is from RefSeq and is a predicted model, not a curated record. NCBI's taxonomy places the organism in Eukaryota, Metazoa, Chordata, Lepidosauria, Squamata, Agamidae. Gene Ontology annotation, biological process: cilium assembly; intraciliary transport.
UUCCCCCGAACAGAGGCGGCGACGGGGAAGGAGUAAAUUAGGAAAGGAGGAACUCUGUCGCUCCAGAUGCUUUAAACUACGACUCCCAUAAUUCCGUGCCAUUGGGUGUGCUAGCAGGGUUUCUGGGAGCUGUCGUACAAAACAUCUGGAGGAAGAAACAUUCGCUACCUGUGGAUUAAGGAGACGUUUCCUUUGUUAGGAAGCCGCUUAGGUGAAUAUGGAGGGAGAGCUUCGGAAUAUAAUUGUCUUCAAUGCUUCCAAAAAGGAGAUAUUUACUAUGAACAAUGGUUAUAGAAUUCUACAGAAAAAACUUCGUAGUAAUUGGAAAAUACAGAGCUUAAAAGAUGAAAUCACCUCAGAGAAGCUGUCUGGAGUAAAACUAUGGAUUACAUCAGGACCCAGAGAAAAAUUCACAGCCGCUGAGUUUGAGGUUCUGAAGAAGUAUCUAGAAAGCGGUGGAGAUAUUUUGGUGAUGCUGGGAGAAGGUGGUGAAUCUCGAUAUGACACCAACAUUAACUUCUUGUUAGAAGAGUAUGGAAUCAUGGUCAAUAAUGAUUCUGUGGUAAGAAACGUGUAUUAUAAAUACUUCCAUCCUAAAGAAGCUUUGGUCUCCAAUGGAGUUUUAAAUCGGGAGAUCAGCAGAGCUGCGGGAAAAGCAGUGUCUGGCAUAAUAGAUGAAGACAACAGUGGAAAUGAUGCACAAGCUCUGACUUUUGUAUAUCCAUUUGGUGCUACGCUAAAUGUGAUGAAACCAGCAGUGGCUGUUCUGUCCACAGGAUCUGUGUGUUUUCCUCUUAAUAGACCCAUCUUGGCUUUUUAUCAUUAUAAGAACCAAGGUGGCAAGUUAGCUGUACUAGGAUCUUGUCAUCUGUUCAGUGACCAAUAUUUGGAAAAAGAAGAAAACAGCAAGAUCAUGGAUGUACUUUUCCAGUGGCUUACAACAGAUGACAUUCAUUUGAACCAGAUUGAUGCAGAAGAUCCAGAGAUAUCAGAUUAUACCAUGCUUCCAGAUAUAGCCACCCUAUCAGAGCGAUUGAGAGUCUGCCUGCAGGAGGGUGAUGAGAACCCACGAGACUUCACAACACUCUUUGAUACAUCUAUAUAUCAACUGGAUACCACAGCACUUCCCAAAAUAAUUAAAUCUUAUGAGCAGCUGAAUGUGAAGUAUGAACCACUUCAGCUAAUUCAGCCUCAGUUUGAAACUCCACUGCCUGCACUCCAGCCAGCAAUUUUUCCACCAGCCUUCAGAGAGCUGCCUCCUCCCAGCCUGGACUUGUUUGAUUUGGAUGAAACUUUCUCAUCUGAAAAAGCUCGUCUUGCACAAAUAACUAACAAAUGUACUGAAGAUGAUCUGGAAUUUUAUGUCAGAAAAUGUGGUGAUAUCCUAGGGGUGACCAACAAACUGCCAAAAGAGCAGCAAGAUGCCAAACAUAUCUUGGAGCACAUUUUCUUUCAAGUGGUGGAGUUCAAGAAGCUAAAUCAGGAGCAUGAUAUUGAUACAAGUGAAGCUGGAUUGCAGGGAAGCUUCUGAACAUGUACCUUUCCCUAGAUGAAGAGUACAAUUACCCUUGGGAGAGGAACAAAAGAGAAUAGCAUACCUUUUCUUUUUGUGCUUUUUUCAAUGUUCUUCCUGCCAUUUUUCUGUGCCCUAUGAAAUCUUGUAAAUGUGUAAAUAGUAUAAAAGUUCCAUUGCCUCACAGGCAGCAAUAAUUUUGAUACAUUGUUAUGUAUAAAACAUUCCAUAUUUAAUGUGUGCUUUUUUAAAAAUAAAAAUGUCAUU